Molecule: messenger RNA, 1230 nt
Organism: Rhipicephalus sanguineus (brown dog tick)
Lineage: Eukaryota; Metazoa; Arthropoda; Arachnida; Ixodida; Ixodidae
Product: speckle-type POZ protein
Exons: 1
Coding region: 1-1230 (409 amino acids)
Biological process (GO): proteasome-mediated ubiquitin-dependent protein catabolic process; regulation of proteolysis
Cellular component (GO): cytoplasm
Molecular function (GO): ubiquitin protein ligase binding
Source: RefSeq, a predicted model, not a curated record
AUGGAUCAUCAUCAUUGUCAUUGUCACGAUGAGUACCGCAGUCUAGGGGCGUCCAACGAAGACACCCCUCAAGCCGUGGCGGGCGCGACUUCUGAGAGGGCUACAUCUUCCAUGGAUUCUGGAGACGUCCCGGUGCCGUCCCGGCUUGGAAAGAGCGUGAUCACCAAUCCCGUCGAGCAGAGGUCCUGCUUUACUGACCAAAAGAUGGUGAAGAUAUCCUUCCUGUGGACAAUCACAAAUUUCAGCCUCUGCCGCCAGUCCACGGCGCAAGCACUGCUCAGUUCAACAUUUUCAGCGGGUGAGUACAAGCCCACCACGUGGCGCCUCCGGCUCUAUCCGAGGGGUGUCAGUGAAAGCUGCGAAGAUUACGUGGCCCUGUAUCUCGUGUCCUACAACACCAGGUGUGUCUCCGCCAAGGCAAGGUUCUCCAUUGUCGACGUUAGAAAGGAUGAGACCAACACCCGGCAGACUAGAACGCGAACCUUUUCGCGCCGCGGCGACAACUGGGGAUUUGCAAAAUUCGUCGGCAGGAUGUCUCUGAAGCAGAAUGCAGGGAACCUUCUGCCCAAUGACACACUAACGGUUAAGUGCGAAAUAACUGCCUUGGAGAGUUCUACCUGCACGCCUGGUACGAGCAGCGCGAUUGCUUCGACCACGCCUCUCGAGUGCCGUUUGUCUCAGGAUCUCGAAUGGCUCUUAGAAAGCAAAAAUUAUGCGGACGUGACAUUUAAGGUGGGCGACGAAACAUUCCAGGCCCAUAGAGGCAUCCUGGCGGCGCGGUCACUGGCUUUUCGACUUAUGCUCGAGCAUCCAUUAGAGGAAGCUGCACCCCGAGAGGUAAUCGUGAAGGACGUCGAGCCGGAAGUUUUCGCCGUUAUCCUGAGUUUCCUCUACACCGGGCGCGUGCCAGACCCUCUUGUGAAACCCAAGGCUCUCCUGAAAGCGGCCAGCUUGUACGACAUAAACGUUCUAAAGGAAGCGUGCCAGCUGGCUUUAAUCUUCCUCCUAUCCGCAGAGUCGGCGGCGGACACGCUUAUUUUAGCUGAACAGUGCAACGCCGUCACGCUGCGCAGCUCCGCCCUCGACUUCAUCCGCUCGAACAUCAACGCUGUAGUGGAGACUCCCGGAUGGGAUACCCUCUGCAAGAGUCACGCCGAACUGCUUGAAGAAAUUUCGCCAUCGCUGACCAACAAAACCCAGCCUCCCGCGAAGCGCUCCAGGAGCUUGUAA